AUGAAUAGCGAUAGUUUUAUGCCGAUUUUGCCAAGCGAUAUAACAUUCGAAAUCUGUACGACUAGCGACCCACAUCAAGAUGACUUCGAGGCCGAUGACGAGUCGAACAAUUCGACAUCGAAUUCACCGGCAUGUGGGGACGAGUUGAAAAAGUCCAAUACGGGCGGUAUUCAUUUUCUGACGUCCGACGUGAAGGACCCAUUAACGACGUCGACGGCAACGUCGAUGGCAACGGCAGCCAUGGCAGACACGGAACCCGAAGUGCGCAAGCAGCUGCUGGAGUACCUGAUCCAAAACGACGGUUCAGUGGUAUGCAAGUGGUGUGGCGAGGUGUUACCAUCCCGAACGCGAUGGUAUCGUCACAAGUACAAACUGCACGUGACAACGACGUCAUCGACACAACAAUCCCAAUCGGCGCAACCGCAGCCGCUGUUCAAGUGUCACAGCUGUAACGCGUACUUCAAAUCACGAAAAGGUUACAUCGGCCACCUGAGCUCGCGGCAUUCGAGCGACGAGAACGACGAGAACCGCGAGGAACAACCACGUCACUAUCACUAUCAUCAUCAUCACAACAACAAUAAGAGCAACAGCACCAAGACUGUCAUUCGCAAACCAGCCGAUAUCGGCAAGGGUCCUGACUGGGAGCAGCAACGCGAGAAGGAGGAGAAGCUGGUCGCAGACAUAAUCGACCGCGUGAAACGCGAGUGUGAAGCCCAAGGGGAAAUUGUUACGAGACGCGGUUACUCUCGUCGGACUAAUGUCAUGAACAGUUCCAGCUAAGGUUGGCUCAAUGCGGGCACCUUCUUCAUCAGCCUCUCCUAAACAGCUCUCACGUUCAACAGUGCCAAAUCAAAUAAUGUACAUGUAUGAAUAUUCUUUUGUGAUCUCCAUGACAACUCAAGUCUGACUUAUAUUGAACGCGGGUCUUCCAAAUUUACUUUUCGACUGAUUCUACGAUUGUGUAUUCACUUUUAACUAUAGUACAUUCGCUGGGAGAUCAUACGUAUUUUUCAUAAACGUCUUGACCACGAUCAUCAAGUUUUUAUUUGUUUCUUAAAAGGGUCUACUAAAAAAAGCUAUCCGUGUAAUAUCAUUUACAUUGUUUCGAAUUUCAAUUUUCAAGUUAUGAAGAUAUCAAUCAUAUUUAUAUAUUCGCUGGCGAAAUCUUAUAUAUAGUCCAAGUAUUCAGGCAAUAAAAAAGUUCAAAGCAAAUAUAAACUGAGACUAGCAUUAUUCCUUUAGGGAAAGUGAGUCGUGGUGCCGAACCAGAGUAUGAUUUGUCCGGAAGUAAACGUGUCAAUACGUAAUUGCGGAAAAUUUUAUGAAAAAAUAAUGUUUUUUUUAUAUUUUACACAUGAUUAUGUAAUUUUUACAAUAUUCUGACGCCUAUAAAUUGAUUUGCUGCAAGUCAAAUUUGAAUAAAUAAUUUUAAAGUUACUACAAAAAGAAAAUUAUAGAAAUUAUUCCUGUAACAGCUAUUUUUGUUAAAAGCAGAGACUUUGAAAAUAUCUUUGUUUUCCUCGGUGGUGUUGUUCAGUUGUCAACUCCAAGGUCGUAACUCUUGUAGUUGAGAAAUCUAGUUGAAUUAGCUGGCCUCAUUUUCCCGAUCAUUUGAAAAUUUAAAUUGUUUAAUAAUAACCCCAAAUUAAUGGCUACGAAUGCCCUUACAAACAAAUAGAACAUCUCAUAUAAAUCUGGAACUUUUUCUGACCAAUUCAUAAAAAAAAUAAACUCGCUCAGUACAAUAGGAGCAAAGAUACGAUUUCUUUAGUUGUCACACCUUCAACAGUGAACGUUAAGUGAUAAAAUGUUCAAUGUUUUAAGAGAGAGUUGAAGUUACAUACAAAAAACGUAACCUUCAGUAACAUUGUAAUGUUUUUCUUGAUAUUACCAUCUAACGCGAAAUUAAAUUUUGAACAAAAUGUGCGCUCUGACGAUGGUGAUGGUCUCCACAAAGUGGAACCAUGUAUGCUUCGGUCAACUUUUGCAAAUAGUUCCUGUACACGUUCAAAUUGAAAUCGAGCAAGAUUUUUGCAUUUUCUCCACAACUAAUGCAUAGAAAUGUAUUGAUACAACUUUUCGAAACAAAUUCGAUAAAAUAGAAUUAUUUACUAUUGCAUUUUCAACUUACUAUUGGUCAGUGUUUUACAAGACUAUUUCUAAAAAAUUUGAACUUUUAAAAUGAUCGGGAAAAUGAGUCUACGUCAAACUUGAACUCUCAACGAAAAUAAUGAGCCCUUGUUGGUAAUUGUACAAUAUCCCCAAGGGUAAGUAAUUAAUUUUCAACAGUUUUCUUUUUAACAGCAAUAUCUUUUUCAACAGAUGUUUCCAAUAUGUUUUUUUUUAAUUUUGACCUAAUUUAAUCUCUUAAAAAAACACAGUUUACAUUUCUUUGGAAAUAAUAAACAAUCUAUUGAUUAAUUAACAAAUGGCUCAUUUUGCAUGUAUUUUUGCAAUAAUUUGAACAUUAUUUAUUCGAUUUUGACGUGCAACUAUUCAAUGCGUAUGAAGAUUUUUCUUAAAAAUGUUAAAUAACGUUAUUUUUCACCUGUUUUUCGCAAUUACACAUUAACUCUAUAUUUUUCCCCAGGAUAAUAUCGCAUUCUUGUUCAGUAUCAAGCCCCACACCUUUCUUCAAAGGAAUAGUGCUAGUCUUUGUUUAUGUUUGGUGACUUUACUCUAUUGCUUGGACUACAUAGAAGACCUAGAACCACAAAUAUAAGGCUCUACAACGUAUACAAUUUAUUUGUUUUUUCAGGAACAUUUAUUAUAACAGUAAAGUUAACGUGUAUUCUUUCCUAAUAUAUAAUACAAUUUUUAAAAGUUCACGUAUAAAAAUACAGAAGUUUACAAAAUAUUGUCCGUAAGGAGUAGCAGCGGUGCAAAGUUCCACAGUCAAAUAUGAGUACACACAUGUCUGUACUAAUAAUAUACAAAAAUCACUUGUUGAUUUCUCAAAAAAAAAAACAAUUCAAAGAGUCCUGAAGCACUUGGUCUAGUGCUAGCUAUAAAAAUUACAAAUGAUAUGUAUAUCAAAUCAAGGCGAAACCAAUGUACAUAUUCAAAGAGCGUAAUACACAUACAUAACGUUACCAAAGAAUAAAUCAAUGGCAUAUUCAAUAUUUUUACUAUGUAAGAGAUUAAUAUAGUCUAAAUAAUUUCAUCCGGUGUAGAAAUUAGAUAUUAGAAACUUUAAAUAGGAAUAGACCAAAAGAUAAACUAAUUUAAUAAAUAAGAGAAAGAUAUUUGAAAUCAAAUUAACAACGUAUACACUGCACAUUUUAACAUUUUGAGAGGCGUAAUUAUAAAUUAUAUGAAGUUGAAAUUUCGUUUAAUUUAUUUUUAUUUUCAUAACACAAAAUUAAAAAUCGACUAUUUCAAAGUUAGUUACUUAAAAGUACAAUUUUAACGAGUAGUUACAAGAAACUACCUUAAUACAUGUGUAUAUUAUACGAAAAAUAUCCUAUAACUUUUCUGAAACAAAUAAAUAAAUACGAGACAUGGAAGACCAUAUUUAAUGCAAAUAAAAACUGCAAACGAACAGUAAUGUACAUAGGAAUGCAGACAUAUGUAGAUAAUGAUAAUUGGAUAGAGAGUAAAAAUUAGAAUAGAAUAUAAAGACAUAAUGUCAAGUGCUCGUAUCGAGUGCAUGGAAUAUCAUUUCGAUUGAAUGUAUUUAUCUACAAUAUUCCUUAAAAGUCUGUCCAGAAAAUAACUAUUUAUCAAAUACAUUAAUAUACAUGAUAUACAUAGAGACUUUCUACAUAACAGCUAUCGGACACUGGACAUCGGAAGUUAGACGAAUACUGAAGUAAAAGAACAAAUCGAUUGUUUGUCAUUAUAUUACGAAAGAUUUGUGUGUAAUCUAAGAAGAUCAUGGAUAACAUUUAUUUUUAUUUUACGAAUAAAUGUCAAAUAAUUGAUUAAUUUUUACACCUUCGUGCACGUCUGGCGUCCGAUGUCCGAUGUGCGAUGACUCUUAUGUAGAAAGUCCCUAAUCAUUUAUAUUUACAAAUUCAUAAAUUCAUAAUUGAAAAUCUACUUAGUGGUAUUUGAAAUUAAAAUAAAAUUAUGACGGAUCAAAAUGACGCUUUAAAAUUCUAAUUAAUUUGUAAAUAUAAAUGAUUUCAUAUUCGAUAUAAUACGUGAUAUAAUAUAAAUUUAUCAGAUAGAUAGCUGAUGUAUAAAGUUGUAUUCGAUUUGAAAAAAGUCGAGUACAGAUGAAAUACAAAAUUCGCCAAACACUAAAACAUUCAUUCUUGUUGGUAUCUCUUUGCCAAGUUAUUGUGAUAAUAUAAUAUUUAUCUAUGUUACAAAAUAAGAUUCUAAACCACUUUUACAUAUAAUUUAUUAGCUACUUAGUUAACCAAUUCGUAUUUCAUUCGAUAUAUUUUAACAAUGCAAAUGUGAUUUGAAUAUACUUUAAAAUAUAUGAAGCUUAUAGGCUGAAUUCUAUAUUUAAUUAUAAAUCGGCAAAAAAUGCAUAAUUUAUACAUUAAAUUUUGUAAAAUUUGUAUAUGCGUAUUUAGGGUUAAUUAAGUAACGAUUUAUUAUCUAAUAAAUGAUCAUAAAUUGCCUUAUUUCUAUAUAGCCCAAUAUUUAGUUUUUUAAUAAAAAAUUAUAGAAAAAAAUUAUAAUAAAAAACUACUAUAUUAUGCACGAAUAAAGAAAGUAAAUAGAAAAAUGAUACACACAUUCAAUUUUUACAGUGGUUUUAAAUAAGUGACAUUGAAUAUGUCAACGUAAGUAAAAUAUGCAUUAUAAGUUUGUAACUUAUAUAAUUUUACUGGUUUGAAAUGUCCAAUAUAAUAGUUUUUAUCCGACUUUGAUGGAAUACAAUGUUACGAUAAGAUAUGAAGAGAAUAAAUAAGAAAUCUGUGAGUUUGUGAAGUCCUAUCGGAGUCAAAUUCGAAGGAAAAAACGAGUGCCGAAAUGAACCUCACAAUACAAAUAUUAAUACCAAAGCCAUAGGCAAACAAAAAUAUAUAUCAAAGUAUACAUUUGACGAAAAUAUAUCGUUGAAACAAUUAAAUUGCCAAACAUGAUUAUCAAUAAAAGAACGUAGAAUUCUUACAAAGAAUGGCUAUUCGACUGUAUUAUUGCAUGUCAGUGAUUCAGGAGA
This is a messenger RNA of Phymastichus coffea, 5122 nucleotides long. RefSeq lists its product as uncharacterized. The record is from RefSeq and is a predicted model, not a curated record. The coding region runs from base 1 to 780 and encodes 259 amino acids. The transcript has 4 exons. Lineage: Eukaryota; Metazoa; Arthropoda; Insecta; Hymenoptera; Eulophidae.